This is a messenger RNA of Dunckerocampus dactyliophorus (ringed pipefish), 6434 nucleotides long. RefSeq names its product sodium- and chloride-dependent taurine transporter-like. The transcript is spliced from 15 exons. NCBI's taxonomy places the organism in Eukaryota, Metazoa, Chordata, Actinopteri, Syngnathiformes, Syngnathidae. Gene Ontology annotation, biological process: sodium ion transmembrane transport; taurine transmembrane transport; neurotransmitter transport. The record is from RefSeq and is a predicted model, not a curated record. Gene Ontology annotation, cellular component: plasma membrane. Gene Ontology annotation, molecular function: taurine:sodium symporter activity. The coding region runs from base 529 to 2409 and encodes 626 amino acids.
CAGCAGCCUGGCAGUUUAAUGCUCCUUAAUGCUGCGUUCAGGAGCAGUUGGUACAUCGCCAUUUUCCUCCCCGACGGGAGGCGUCUAAAGCGGUCCUUUGUUUCUCGCUACCUUGCUCGUGUUGGUGAGCGAGAGUGUUCGCGUGGACGUUCUCUUCGUGGGAUUCUUUUCAUCAGCACGUUUUUAUUCCUCUUGCAGACGUGAUGCUUACACCUGCGCGGACCAGCCUGCAGUAGCCGCGACAGCCUCGCGUUGGCAGAAUUCCGAGGCGGGGUGCGCGCCGUGAAGGCGUCCGACGCGCGGCUCUCCUGUUGCUCAGAGGAGGCAGGGCCGGUGAUUUUCCACUGGCGAUCAUAUCUCUCUGGUCCCCCCUCGUUUGAGGAGACAAAGGUCAGAAAGAGGAGCUUAUAAAUAGGACAAUUUGGAGGCUCGCGGCGCGCUCAAGUCUCACUCGUGGAAACAAGAGGACAAAGAGGACAUUUUUAUUUCGGGACAGAAUCAUUGAGAAAUCACAUCAGGACAGCAGAAAUGGCUCAGAAAGAGAAGCUCCAAUGCCUGAAGGACUUCCACAAGGACACGCUGAAGCCAUCCCCUGGUAAGAGCCCCGGCACGCGGCCCGAAGAUGAGGCUGAGGGCAAACACCCCCAGAGGGAGAAGUGGGCCAGCAAGCUGGACUUUGUUCUGUCCGUGGCUGGUGGAUUUGUUGGUUUAGGGAACGUGUGGCGUUUCCCGUACCUCUGCUACAAGAAUGGUGGAGGUGCAUUCCUCAUCCCCUACUUCAUUUUCCUGUUUGGUGGCGGCCUUCCAGUCUUCUUCCUGGAGGUCGCCCUGGGCCAGUUCACUUCGGAAGGUGGCAUCACCUGCUGGGGGAAGCUGUGCCCCAUCUUCACUGGCAUCGGCUAUGCCUCCAUCGUGAUCGUGUCCCUGCUGAAUAUCUACUACAUUGUCAUCCUGGCCUGGGGCCUCUACUACCUGUUCCAGUGCUUUCAGCCCGAGCUGCCAUGGGCCAAGUGCAACCAGCCCUGGAACACCGAGGGUUGCAUCGAGGACACGUACCGCAAGAACAAAAGCCUGCGGCUGCCUCUCAACGCCUCCAACUUGACCUCCCCUGUCACCGAGUUCUGGGAACACAAAGUGCUGGGCAUCUCCAGCGGCAUCGAGGAGAUGGGCCCCAUCAAGUGGGACCUGGCGCUGUGCUUGCUGCUGGUCUGGGUCAUCUGCUUCUUUUGCAUCUGGAAGGGCGUCAAGUCCACUGGAAAGGUGGUCUACAUCACAGCCACCUUCCCCUUCGUUAUGCUCAUCGUCCUGUUGAUUCGUGGCGUGACCCUGCCCGGUGCCAGCGAGGGCAUCAAGUUCUACCUGUACCCCGACCUUGCUCGCCUGAAGGACCCGGAGGUGUGGAUCGACGCCGGUACCCAGAUCUUCUUCUCCUACGCCAUCUGUUUGGGCGCCAUGACGUCGUUGGGGAGUUACAACAAGUACAAAUACAACUGCUACAGGGACUGUUUGCUGCUGGGGGCCCUCAACAGUGGUACCAGUUUUGUGUCUGGAUUCGCAAUAUUUUCCGUCCUGGGCUUCAUGGCACAAGAGCAAGGGGUGGACAUUGCUGAUGUGGCAGAGUCAGGUCCUGGCCUUGCCUUCAUUGCCUACCCCAAAGCUGUAACCAUGAUGCCUUUCCCCACGCUUUGGGCCAUCCUCUUCUUCAUCAUGCUACUGCUGCUUGGCCUCGACAGUCAGUUUGUGGAGGUGGAAGGGCAGAUCACAUCACUGGUGGAUCUGUAUCCGUCCUUCCUAAGGAAGGGUUACCGCAGAGAGAUCUUCAUCGCUAUCAUAUGCUGCAUCAGCUACCUGCUUGGACUCACCAUGGUUACCAAGGGUGGCAUGUAUGUGUUCCAGCUGUUUGACUACUAUGCAGCGAGCGGUGUGUGCCUUCUGUGGGUGGCAUUCUUUGAAUGUGUAGCUGUUGCCUGGGUUUAUGGCGUUGAUAACUUCUAUGAUGCUGUGGAGGACAUGAUUGGCUACAGACCAAACCCUUGGAUGAAGUGGAGCUGGUCUGUUGUCACUCCUUGCUUGUGUGUGAGCUGCUUCAUCUUCUCUCUGGUCAAAUACAAGCCACUGACGUACAACAAGGUCUACGAAUAUCCUGACUGGGCCAUCGGAGUGGGGUGGACUUUGGCUUUGGCCUCCAUGAUCUGCAUCCCCAUGGUGGUGGUCAUCAAGAUCAUUCGAUCCGACGGGCCGCUCAUUGAGAGGAUCAAGGCGGUGGCCGCCCCCGUUCGCGGCGGUGCCAGUUCCCGCCCGGCGGACCACCGUGGCCCCCGAGACCUGGCCUACCCCGCAGACCCCAACGGGAACAAGGGAGCGCUGAUGAAGGCCCCCAGCCACACCAUCGUAGAAACCAUGAUGUAAAAAAGCAAGCAGGAGACGCUCUCCAUGAGAGCGCUCUCCUCUCCUGCCGCUCUUCUCAAGCUAAAGCUAGCUAGCCUUCUGUUUCGCCGUCUGUCCGUCCUUGCGUCUGUCUGGUGGAAUGAAAAAGGGUUUCAAGGAAAACUAAAUCAAGUCUUUUAGAAAUACUUUCCAAUCUAUUUGUGAUUUACUUACACACGUCUCAGCUGAAGACGCAAUAAUUGAUGAGUCGCUGCUUCUAUUUCUGGACAAGAACUUUCCUGAACCUGUUGGAUCCAAACAUGGAAGUCUGAAAAAGCCCCACGAGAAAAGCAAAUUCUGUGUUGUGAAUGUGUUUUAACUGGCAGCCCACCCUGCUGCUUCCAACACCAUUUUAGUUGCACUUGGAUGAUUUUUGGAAAUGUUGGGAAGAACGCUCCAAAAUCAUGUGAUAAAUCAAAGCCAAAAAAAAAAAAAAAAGUCCAAAAAUCCCAUAGUACUUGAGCUAAUGCUAACAGGCCGAUGCCGGUCAAAGCAGAAUCAGAUGAAUGUGGAUCUUAUCAAAGCAGGAUCUGAAACGCACCUUAGCACGAAUGACCCCGCCCCACUCCCCGUCCCCCUCCCCAGCCUUAAACUGCGAGCGAUGUAUCCGAAAAGGAUUUGAAGUGUUGAACCCUUAAGUGUGUCGUGUUUGCCGUUGUGUCCAGUAGUAGCUGAUCCAUCUAUUAUCUAUCUCGAUAUCUCGCUGUUCUAGACUCGUUUAUGGUACUUUAGCGGCCGCACUACUCUCGGAUGGCGUUUAGUUUUGUUUUCCGCAGAGGAACUUUUCUUCUUCUUCUUCGUCCCUCCUCUGUCUGUGUUCUACUAGGACUGUAGUCUUCUCGUGUUUUGCUGUUGAUGAUCGUUGCAGUAGUUUCACAUAGAGCACCCACCUGGUAGACAAACCACAUGGACAAAAGUAUUGGGACAGCUCGGGACAGUCAGUGAAAAUGGACCAUGUCAUGUUGUAGGGGAAAUUUUGUAGGGCUCACAAAUGUUCACAAAUCUUCUUGACAAAAAAAACCAAAAACAAGUCACAAUCCUCUUGCCGCAGCAAGUUGGGGUCUCCGCUGCCCCACACAGCAGAGAAAGGACAGGGAGAGGUGGCAGGAACACGCAGACCCACUAAGAAAAUUACUUCCAAAAGUGUUCAUGAACAGUACAGUAAAACCCGCUGAAGUCAAGUGUUAUUAGAAAUGAUUCGUUCAUUCAUUGAUUAGCUGGGUUUCAAUACUUUUGUCCACAAAGUUGAGAGAAAAUGAUACAUCUUGUGCUUGAAGAAAUAUUAAUAUUAGUUCUGUGUAGCCCAGCCGCUCCUUUAUGGCAAUGGUGAUCAUUCAUACCUUCAGUAGCACUUUCCUCGUCUUGUAAAUAUCCGGGACCAGUAUCUCCUUUGGACUGAAGUCAGCCAUACAGCACCGGGUGUUUGCCGGUGGUUCUGCUCCAGUAGUUCGGUUGGGCUUUUAAAGUAAAGCAUCCUGACAACAUUGAAGUCUUCAUCUGGUGCGCAGAUGGCAUCAAGAAUGGUUCUGAAAGAUACAGUAGCUGUGUGGGUUCAGAACCAUGGACAGCACUCUUGGUCCUGCAUUGGGCCUGAGAGGCUUCACACAUCAAAUACAGCGGAACCACGGCUAGCGUGCGCCCCGGUUAGCGUGUUUUUUGGUUAACAGAAAAAGUUGCACCAAAAUUUUUGCCUCGGUUUGCUUACAUUUUCCCACUGGUACCUGAACACACCACCGUGACACCUGAGCCUCCCUUUGGUGUCAACACAAGUUUGAUUUCUCCUCAGAGAAAUAGUCGAUAUCAUGACACCGUAUCAUACAAAUAACAGUUUACAUCCUGUAAUCCACUGAAGAGUUGAUAUCAUGACGUCUUUAAUCCAGUGAACAGUUGAUACCAUGACAUCGAUCCUGACAUUAAAUCCAGUGAACAGUUGAUAUCAUGUGACAUCUUCUAAACCAGUGAACAAUUGAUAUCAUGACAUCUUCUAAUACAACCAAGAGUUAAUAUCAUGACACCCUCUAAUCCAGAGAACAGUUGAUAUCUUGUGACAUCUUCUAAUCCAAUAAACAGUUGAUAUCAUGACAUCUAAUCAUGACUCAAUCUUGACUGAAUCAUGACUGAUAUGAUAUCUUGUAAUCCAGUGAACAGUUGAUAUCAUGACAGUGAACAUUUGAUAUGACAUCUUCUAAUCCAAUGAAGAGCUGAUAUCAUGACAUUGUAGUUGAUAUCAUGAUACAGUGUUUUAUAAUCAGUGAGCAGUUGAUAUCCUGUGACAUUUGCUAAUUCAGUGUUUAGUUGAUAUCAUGACAUUUUACUUGCUAUAAUGACAUCUAAAAGUUGAUAUGAUGCGACAUCUUCUAAUCCAGUUGAUACUUUUAAUGAACAGCUGAUACCAUGUAACAUUUUAUAAGACAGUGAACAGUUGAUACCAUGACAUCGAUCCUGACAUUAAAUCCAGUGAACAGUUGAUAUCAUGUGACAUCUUCUAAACCAGUGAACAAUUGAUAUCAUGACAUCUUCUAAUACAACCAAGAGUUAAUAUCAUGACACCCUCUAAUCCGGAGAACAGUUGAUAUCAUGACAUCUUCUAAUCCAACGAAGAGUUGAUAUCAUGACAUUUUAGUUGAUAUCAUGAUACAGUAUUUUAUAAUCCAGUGAGCAGUUGAUAUCCUGUGACAUUUGCUAAUUCAGUGUUUAGUUGAUAUCAUGACAUUUUACUUGCUAUAAUGACAUCUAAAAGUUGAUAUCAUGCGGCAUCUUCUAUUCCAGUUGAUACUUCUAAUGAACAGCUGGUAUCAUGUGACAUUUUCUAAGACAGUUGAUAUCAUGACAUCUAAUCAUGACCGAAUCUUGACUGAUAUGAUAUCUUCUAAUCCAGUGAACAGUUGAUAGCAUGACAGUGAACAUUUGAUAUCAUGACAUCUAAUCCAACGAAGGGUUGAUAUCAUAGCAUUUUAGUUGAUAUCAUGAUUGAAUCCAGUGAUCAGAUGCUAUCAUGACAUCUUCUAAUCCAGAUAUAAUGACGUCAGAACACCAAAUCCACUGCAGACGUCUGCUUUCCUUCUUUGACUUUACUUUUUCUAGAGAGUAAUACACGUGCUGCUGUUCUUGAACGCCACACUGUUGCUAAAUGAACGAUCGUGGGAUAAGACGCGUUGUCUUUGGUGCUGAGAUCAUUCUACUAGAAUCGAUUCCUUGUUUGUUUCUGCUCGUGUUUUGCCCUCCAACACUCCCCGCCAGUCAGACAAUGACGACCACAAUGGAUCUUUGCACGUGGCAGCACUCGUGAUGCACUGCCCGAUGUGAACAUGUGAUUUUUUUUUUAGCUUUUAUGUGUGUUUUUCUUUUUUUGUUUGAAAUGGAGCCCUGCAGCUUGUAUGCUUUUAUUCCCAUUCGCCUGUUUUGUUCCAAACAUGCUCAGUCUGUCACUCAAGUCAACGAUGUGCAAUACGUUUGUCGUCGCACUGUUCCAAAAAGUGUUCCGAUGUGAAAGUGUUCCAAAUGAAGAUGGUAGAAUUUACCGGAUGAAGUAUUUCCUGUAUGGUCUUUGCUCAGUGCUGCCCUCUUGCUAGACGGCAGGGAACUACAUCACAGUGUGAACAUCCAUCCAUCCAUCUUUUACAGUAUGUCGCUUAUCCCAAUGUGAACAUUAUUAUUAUUAGUAGUAGUAGUAUUAUUAUUAGUGUCCUGUAAUUCCUCAUUCACCAAAGCACAUCGGGACUUCUCCUCAUCAUCCUCUUCCUCGCCUCUGUCCUUUGACUAACGGUAUCCGUAGCGACGCCGAUCCGACCUCCCCUCCCCUUGCUAGACUUCAUCAGAAAAUGUUUUUCGAUUCUUUGUGGGGAAGAAAAACAAAACAUUUUUAACAAACAUUUCAAAACGUCAAGGUUUUUUUUUGUUGUUUUUUUUUUCCGUCAUCAUCUCUAAGCUUGAAAAAAAUUCAGGUUUAAAAAAAAAAAAUGUCAAACUUGUUUUUGGUUGUUUCGUAAUAAAAUUAAUCAUCCUGA